Pyrus x bretschneideri (Chinese white pear) is the source of this 1866-nucleotide messenger RNA. Its product is annotated as diacylglycerol kinase 7-like. The transcript is spliced from 12 exons. The record is from RefSeq and is a predicted model, not a curated record. The coding region runs from base 96 to 1562 and encodes 488 amino acids. Lineage: Eukaryota; Viridiplantae; Streptophyta; Magnoliopsida; Rosales; Rosaceae. Gene Ontology annotation, molecular function: ATP-dependent diacylglycerol kinase activity.
UUCUUCUCCCAUUGGCACUCUGGAAAUUCAAUUACAAACGCGCUUGGUAGAGAGGUAGAGAGAGACAAAAAGCAGAGAGAAAGAUAGAGGGCGAAAUGGAUUCUCCGUCGACGUCGACGACGCGGAUCACCGCGCGAUCGUCGAUGAUCGACUCUUUCAGGGGCUGUACCCUAUCGGGUAUGACGAUUGACAAGGAGGAGCUCAAGAAGAAGCUCUUGAUGCCGCAGUACCUCCGCUUCGCUAUGCGCGAUUCUAUACGGUUAAAGGACCCAAGAGCCGGCGAGAGCCGCCUUCCGGGAAGUCGAGACCUCGUCGCCACUGCCGCCGUGGAAAAUGUGGAGGAAACGCCGCCGGAGUCGCCCAUGGUUGUGUUUAUAAAUCCGCGAAGCGGUGGAAGAUACGGGCCUAUGCUCAAGGAGAGGCUCCAAUUGCUGAUGGGUGAAGAACAGGUUUUUGACCUCUCAGAUGUGAAGCCUCAUGAAUUUGUUCAGUAUGGGUUGGGUUGUCUAGAGUUAUUGGCUGAUGUUGGUGACGUUUGUGCCAAAGAGUGUCGUCAAAAGAUCAGGGUUAUGGUUGCAGGGGGUGAUGGUACAGUCGGUUGGGUACUUGGUUGCCUAUAUGAACUCAACAGACAGGGUUUGGAACCAGUUCCUCCAGUAGGAGUUAUUCCACUUGGCACGGGAAAUGAUCUUUCCAGGAGUUUUGGUUGGGGUGGUUCAUUCCCUUUUGCAUGGAAAUCAGCCAUUAAAAAAACUCUAUUCAGGGCUACUGCAGGUCCAAUAUGCCGUUUGGAUAGUUGGCAUAUUGUGCUGUCAAUGCCAGCCGGUACAGAAAUGGAGCCACCCCAUUCUUUGAAGCUUACUGAAGAAUGCGCUCUUGAUGAGACUGGUUUGGAAAAAGGGGAUUUGCCUGAGAAAUCUACUUGCCACGAAGGAGUGUUUUAUAAUUACUUCAGCAUAGGAAUGGAUGCCCAAGUUGCUUAUGGAUUCCACCAUUUACGAAACGAAAAACCGUAUCUUGCACAAGGUCCAAUUUCAAAUAAGUUGGUUUACUCAGGUUAUAGUUGCACUCAAGGUUGGUUCUUCACACCUUGCACUAGUGAUCCUGGUUUAAGGGGGCUAAAGAACAUCUUAAGGAUGCAUGUCAAAAAGGUAAAUUGCUCAGAGUGGGAGCAGAUUUCAGUGCCUUCAAGCGUACGGGCAAUUGUUGCUCUAAAUCUUCAUAACUAUGGGAGUGGAAGAAAUCCGUGGGGUAAUCUGAAGCCAGAGUACUUGGAAAAGAGAGGCUUCGUGGAGGCCCAUGCUGAUGAUGGCCUUCUUGAAAUUUUUGGCCUGAAACAAGGAUGGCAUGCAUCUUUUGUAAUGGUGGAACUCAUCUCUGCAAAACACAUUGCUCAGGCGGCUGCAAUUCGGUUGGAAGUUAGAGGUGGGGAAUGGAGAAAUGCAUAUAUGCAGAUGGAUGGGGAACCAUGGAAGCAGCCAAUGCACGAGGAGUAUUCAACGUUGGUGGAAAUUACGAGGGUUCCGUUUCAGUCACUGAUGAUUCAUGGAGACAAUCACUGAGAUGAUUAAGGAAGAAGACUCAGCUCUUCUAAAGCUGGGCUUGUACUUGGGUUGGGUGCGAUCCUCACCUGAGAGUUUGUAAAUUGUAAUUUAUUGGUAUAUGAUUCUCUAUUGCGGGUCGAAAUCUUCGUCAGUUUUUCUGUUCAGCUGCGAUAUAAGUAGUUUACAUUAUCUAGUGGGGAUUAGUGGGUCAAAACGUUGUUAAGCGAAAAAUGUGUUGUGUAGGAUUCCUCUGUUGUUGUUAUGACUUAUAGAUUUCACAUUUUUUCUGGUUUCGGUUAAUAUAUUUCUGUUUUGAUGGGCA